Molecule: messenger RNA, 1140 nt
Organism: Aspergillus nidulans FGSC A4
Lineage: Eukaryota; Fungi; Ascomycota; Eurotiomycetes; Eurotiales; Aspergillaceae
Product: F-box protein
Exons: 2
Coding region: 1-1140 (379 amino acids)
Source: RefSeq, a predicted model, not a curated record
AUGACGGACUGGAUUCGACUUUUACCCCCCGAAGUAGUCCUACAGAUACUAUCAAAUCUUUCCUUCAAUGACCUACUUGCAUUCGGUGCUACCAGUCGUAUGAACAACGAAUAUCACAUAGCUAGUCUUAGACGCUUAAGACUAGGCGUAUUUGAGAAACGAGUGCAUUCGAUAAUAUCUCUGCUUCAGGCGGGAUGGGCUAGCCCUGAACAACUGGGCAGUGCCUGGGUGGAUAACGAGACCGAGCACAACUAUACGAUUUCCAUCGUCCAGCACCAAAAAAGGGCGAUAAAACAAUGGCCAUUGCGCAGAGACCUUCGUCAGAUUAUCAACCCGGACCAACAAAUCCUGACGCAGCAUGACAGACCUCAGACACAAGAACGAAUGAUCCGCCUACAAAACCAGAUAUUUGCCAGAGUUCUGCAGCGAUACGGACGUUCGCUACGAAACCUCGAGUUCAUGGCAUAUGAUCUUAACCUAGAGGGCGCAACUGCGCUGGGGUCGUAUUGCCAACAUACUCUCCGCUCACUCGCUCUGAGAUUCGAGCACCCGCAUAUCCGAGAUGGAGUGAUGCGUCCAAGUAUAUGGCUGCAUCCUGCCCCUGCUAACGAGGGAUGGAACUCGUUGAUUGGAGUUGGUAGGACAAAGAAUAUCGGACUAUGUAAUCUCGAGUGCUUGAUCUUGGAGCGAGCAGGGAUAACACCGUGGCAACUGAUGAUGCUCGUGAAGAGGAACCCUAGCUUGACGACCCUAAAGCUGAGGACUUGUCGAGGCGCGACACCUGAAUUCCUCUACUGGCUCGGCGGUUUAAACAGCGACUUGGAUGAUUCCGAAACUCGGCUUGAUGGUCCAGCGCCUGGAGCAGACCUUGAAGUUCUUGCAUUGGAGCAUUGCCAUCGACUACUGGAGCACCCCAUUGACGAAUGCAACCAUCAGUCGUACGGAGAGCUGGACUCCGGUUUCGAAUGGGUGAGAAGUCUGAGUAAUCUUCGGUCAUUAUCAUUUAGCGAAAGCACACAUAUCCCAUCAAAGCUGAUCGAUCGAGCAAACAAGAUCAUCUGGAAGAUUCCAGAAGUCAUCCUGCCCUAUGACCCCUAUGAUGGAAACACACCCAUUGCAGUGGAUCCGAGGUGGAAGUGA